UCGCUCGUAGCAUCCGUAGCCAGAUGAAAAUGUCACGAGCGCUACGAUUAGCUACGACUGCUACGAGAGCGCUACGAACGUGCUACGAAUUUAUCUACGUAGUUUUGUUCUUUUUCUUGAUGGUAAUGAAAUAAUCAUGUUUAUGGGAUGACGAUUACGUUUAUAGAGAACUUUAGGCAUGUUAAUGUUUCUGUGGAAAUGAGUUUGAUAAGGAAUUUAUUUGAUUUGAAAAUGAAUGGUUUGUUUUAAAGUGAGUAUGCGAUGAAAACUGCAGCGGUGUCAAAUAAAGGCAGUUGUUUGAAGUCAGGCUCGGAGCCAUCUCUCUGGCGACGGGAUCGAUGCGCGCCGCCACUCCGGCGCCACACGCCGCCGCCGCAGAGACACACCGGGGACAGCUGCCCAGUUAUACGAUAUAUUAUAAUCGCAAAUAUAUUUCGUUUGUAUGAAAAAUAUUCUAAAAUUUUACGAAAAUUCGUGAAAGAGUUUGAUAAAUAUCAGAGCCAAAAUAAAAAAUUAAACGACAUACUUAUGGUUUUAUAGGAAAAAAAAAGAAAUCAAAUAAUUCCAAUUCAUGUUCUUUAAAUGUCCGUAGCUGAGUCUGCUUUUCCCAAAUCACCUUCUGCUAACGUCAGCAGUUUUUGUGAUCAGAUUUUUUUAAACAAAAUGACGUGAACAGAGAACAUCACAAGUUUGUCUCUGUUGAGAAGAUCUCGGUGUGUCCCGGGCGCUCGGUUUUACUCUCGUCGCGGCGAGAGUGCUGGCACACACUCGCGGCCCGAGCGCUCGUAAACAAGCACCCUGUGUGUGCCGCACUCCCAACACCCUGUGCCAGUACCAUCACAGCACACACAGCCUACACAGCUGUACGCAACCUCGAAGCUCGUGCACCUUCUCCGUGGAAGCUGUGGUAUACCUCAUCAACUCGUUGGAGAUCAAGUGACCUUCAAUCUCAUAUGAGUGAUCAUCGAAAUGUUCUGAACAUGCUGAAGUUUUGAAUUUCAGAAAACAAGUUGUGUUUGUAACAACGUGAAAGGCUCGGGUAUGGCGGGCGCGGGGCGGGGCGCGGCGGCGGGGGCGGCGGGGGGCGUGCUGGCGCUGGAGGUGUGCGCGCCGCUGCUGCUGCUGUGCUGGCUGUGCUGCUGGCCCGACGACGCCAGCUCCGACAGUACAUCUGGCAAACACCCGCAGAGGCCCGUGCUGUCUCACGCUCACGAGUCGGGGUCUCGGAGGCGCUCCAGCGAGGUGCUCGGGCGGCGCGCCGGCAGCAGCGCGGUGUCGCUGCACCUGCCCAGCACCUCAGGCUACAAGAAGCCCCUGUCGGCGCACCGCAGUCACGAGGAGAUCGCGCGACGCAAGCUGUCGCAGGCGGAGGCGGAGGCCGAGGCGCGCUACCACUCCGCGCCCAGCGUCAUCGACGAGGUGCUGCACCGCCGCGCCUGGGAGCGCUCCGCCCGCGACCUGCGCGUGCCGCUGCACUCCCCCGACAGCCCCCACGCGCCGCGAGCCUCGCCCGAGUCCUCCCCCGACACCCCGCCCCACCCCGCGCCCCAACCCGCGCCGCCCGCCUGCAAGAAGCACCACUCCAACAUCAAGUGCUCGCGCCCCAACAAGGAGAAGCUCUCCACCGACAUCAAGGACGACGACGAGUCGCCCGGCUUCUACAUCGGCGAGAGCUCCCCCCUCCAUGGCAAUAUCGGCGGGGGCUCCCCCCGCCACAGCAACAACGACGAGCGCUGUGACGACACCCCCACCAGGUCGGCGCACAGAGGCAAGGACGACAAGCAAUCGCUGAACGAGUCUAUCCGCAGCCGCGAGCGUCGCGCCGUGCCCGACGAGCGGCACCCCGCCAGCCUGGGCUUCUGCCUGAGUGACGUCAUCGAGCAGCUGGACCGCCUGACGCCGCCGGACCGCUCGGGCGCCGCGCACCGCAGCGCCGAGUCCCGCGCCAGCACGCACCGCGCCUUCUACCCGCCGCCCUCCGCCGAGAGCGACCUGGAGCUGGAGCUGGAGGGCGCGGAAGAGCGGCCGCCGCCCUACCACGAGCUGCAGCAGCACGCCGCGCCCGACCGCAAGGAGACCGCCAUAUAGACGCCGCCUGACUGCAGCCCGCGCCAAUACACGUGCCAACCAACAAUUGGGAAACUACUUCAAUACAUUCUGAUUUUCACUCAAACUUACUACAUAAAAAUGUAUGUCUGUUGAAUUAAAAAAAAAAGUACAAUGAGGGUUUUCGAUAUUUUUUGUGCCGCCAGGCGGCGCUUCGUAUGCGUCAGGUCCAAACAGCUGUCAAAUAGUAUGGAAUUGUAGGGUGCGAACUUAUUGUUUAUUGAAAUUCUGUUAUAUUGGAAGUGUUAUUGAUUUUAUUAUGGACGACGGUCAGAAUAAGGUUUCCGAACUAAAAAUUGAGCUAAGAGAGAGGGUGCAAAAGUCACUGGUACUAAGGAAAAGCUUGUUGAAAAAUUUGUUAACACAAUAUGAUUUAGUUUUUUUUAUUUACUCAACCUCAAUAGUAAAACAAUAAUGCAGUGCUUUAAUUAUAAAAUAAAAAAAAACCGGCCAAGUGCGAGUCGGACUCGUGCACGAAGGGUUCCGUAAAUUACAGUUAAAUCAACCUAUCUCAAAAACUAUAAGAGAUACUUUGAUCAAACCAAAAAUCGUUGAAAGAGUUAAUUAGCAUGCAUCACCUCUAUUUUUUUUAGAAUUUUAUACCCCGUAGUUAUAAAAAUAGAGGGGGGGGGACAUACUUUUUACGACUUUGAGAGCUGAUAUCUCAAAAACCGUUCACUUUAAGAAAAAUGUUUUUUAGAAAACUUUAUAUCAUUUUAAAAGACCUUUCCAUUGA
Messenger RNA from Helicoverpa armigera (cotton bollworm), 2842 nucleotides. RefSeq lists its product as uncharacterized. The record is from RefSeq and is a predicted model, not a curated record. NCBI's taxonomy places the organism in Eukaryota, Metazoa, Arthropoda, Insecta, Lepidoptera, Noctuidae. The transcript has 6 exons. Bases 1042 to 2088 code for a protein of 348 amino acids.